This is a messenger RNA of Helicoverpa zea (corn earworm), 4359 nucleotides long. RefSeq lists its product as uncharacterized. Gene Ontology annotation, biological process: mismatch repair. The record is from RefSeq and is a predicted model, not a curated record. Gene Ontology annotation, molecular function: ATP-dependent DNA damage sensor activity; ATP hydrolysis activity; mismatched DNA binding. Gene Ontology annotation, cellular component: mismatch repair complex. The coding region runs from base 1 to 4359 and encodes 1452 amino acids. NCBI's taxonomy places the organism in Eukaryota, Metazoa, Arthropoda, Insecta, Lepidoptera, Noctuidae. The transcript is spliced from 11 exons.
AUGGCUUUAAAACGUUUAUCUAACGAUGUUCAAUCUCUGUUAAGUGCAUCUGCCCACGUUAAUAAUUUUAAGAGAGCUAUUGAGGAAUUGAUUUACAAUUCUCUAGACGCAGAAUCUACAUCGAUUGCGAUAAGAAUUUACAUUGAACAAAGUUCGAUUCAAGUUAUUGACAACGGAUGUGGCAUAGCUAAACACGACUUCAAUUUAAUUGGUCAAAGGCAUGUGACGAGCAAAGUAAAUAAUAUUGAAGAAUUAAAAGCCGCUCCUAAAAACUAUGGAUUUAGAGGAGAAUUUCUAGCUAAUAUUAUAACAAUUUCUCAAAUAGUAAAAAUAACAUCGAGACACUUAGGCACGGAAGACACAUGGGCAAAGACAUUUUGUGAUGGCAAAGAAAAGAAGUUUGCUAAAAUGACAAUGAGGCCGUCUAAUGGAACAACAGUUGAUGUAAAAGGCUUUCUACACAACCUAAAUAUACAAAGAAGAGGAAUAGAUGCCAUGAAUGAAAUGCAAAACAUCAAACUAUUUUUAGAACAAAUAUCUUUGGCUCACAACAAUGUAUCUAUAAGCUUAAGAGAUGACUCUAAAAAUGAAAUAGUAUUUAAGAUUCAUAAGAAAAGAGAUAUUUAUCAAACAUUAUCGACUUUAUUUGAUAUAAAUAAAUCAGACGCAGUAGAACUUCAAGUAGAGAAGCAUGAGUACAAAGUCAAAGGUUUGAUUGGAAAGACUGAUAAAGUUAUUGACUUGCACUGGAUUUACCUCAACGGAAAAUGUAUGCACAGUAGUAGCAAGUUACAUAAAAUGGUAAACGAAUAUUUGAAACGAUCUCUACACAUUAAAGAUCCAAGGAGGUUGAAAUUAAAGACAUCGGACGAAAAUCAAUUAUUUAAUCAAAAUAUUCCAUUCUAUUUUAUUUUUCUUACGUGUCCAUACAUAGAUUAUGAAAUAAGUUUAACCCCUAAACAAUCAGUAGUCGAAUUUAAAGAGUGGGAACAAGUAACUAAACUACUAGAUAAAUUAAUAAAGUUCUAUGUUGGUGACGUGGCAGUAAAAGAAAUUAAGGUACAUAAAAAUGCAUGUUUAAAUAAUAAUAAACAACUAAGCGACGCUAAUCAUGAUACUCGCAAUCAAGUAAAGAAAAUCAUAGAGAAGAUAUUAGGAAGCAACUCCAAAAAAAUAGGCGUUUCACAGUUACAAAAUGGAGUAAAAGGAAAACUGAUCAAAAGAAAGGCUAAAAAGAAGGCUAAGCCCAACGACACUAAUCAUAAUAUACAACAAACAGAAAUUAAACAUAAUUCUCAUAGGAAAACUACAGCCAAAACGAAUGCAGACCGUUUUUCGGAACCCAGAAAUGAACACAUUCAAGCCUUAGAUAGUAAUUUAGAUAAAAGUCCAAUCCCAGAAUUAAAAAAUGAAGUAACAAAAGUUCCGAAUAUUGCAAAGAAUCUAAUUAGAAAUAAGUCAACGGAAAAAAGGAAAAAGGAGAUAAAAAACAAAAUAUCUUCACCAGCUAAGGUCAUUAGAAAAACGGUCAAUAAAAUACAUAAAGAUAUCAUCAAAAGCCAAGAACAUUAUCUACAUUCAGACACAGAUUCAGUCUAUAAAAGAAAUAAAAUUGUAGCACAAAAGGUGGAAGAUUUUUUGCCGCACGGAGUCACAAAGAAAACAAGAGCCAAUAAACAAAGUUUAGAAAAGAGAAACAGAAAAGCAAACAAGAGAGAACUUGAAUUUAAAAUCAGAGAGAAAAAUCGUGCGAAUAAUGAAAAUAAACUUGAACUCCUAAAGCUAAACAAGUACAUUGUGAAUAAACUUAAAGCAAAGUCAUACAAAACAACAUAUGAUCUUAUUCAAACUGUUUUGGGAACCCAACAAGAAGUAUUUGAUGUUGGGGAAAAUAAUUUCAGUGAAGAAUUAUAUACGGGAUUUAAAAAACCAAAUGACGGAAUACAUUUUAUAUCAAAAAGAAGAACAUGGACGAAUAAAUGUGUUCUUCGUGAAUACUCUAACCGUACUCAACGCCACAGAAUAGACAUAAAAAAUCAAUUUAUAAACGAAAGCCCAACUCGAUUUAGGGUACUUGAAUAUGAAGAUAAUUUUACAAAUCACAAAACAGAAAUACAAUUUAGUAACGAAAAUCCGUUCCAAUUUGAAGAGCCUCACAAUAAUUUCAGUAAAAAUCAAAGUCCUUACGAUGGACAAGAAACAUCCAAUGCUAUAUCAAAUGUUCCACCAACCUUUGAGUCUGUUACUAGAGAAUUUUAUAACGCAGGUCGUCAUUUCAACUGUACACAAAGAGAAACAUCAUUUCAAACAAUGAGUGGGCCAUUAACAAUAUUGACUUAUGACAGUCAUGGACACCAUAAAAAUGAAGUGUUUUUAAAUGACGACAUUGCAAAUUGUGAUAUGACUAAUAGAAAACACAAUACAAGGUUUAUAACAAAGCAAUCUAAAGAUAAUUUCAUUACAUCUAACGAUUUAAAUAUAAGAUUUAAAAAAUCUCGUAAACCAGUAUCGAGGCAACCCAAAAUGUAUGACUUAUGUAUGAGGCAAAGAAUAAAUGAAACACUGUACACCAUCGAAUAUACUAAAAGCAAUGAAAGUUGUCAUUAUACAGAACCUAAUCAUAUUCUGGUUAACAAUGCCACUUAUGUCAAGGAAAAAGCAAAUGUAACUGAACUUCCUAUCAUAGAUCGUGCCCCAGCGUACGGAAAUACAUACACACUAAGUCCUUCCCAUCAUUCAUUUGACCUAAAUACUAUAACACAGAUCCAACAGAACUCUUUACAAAAUAGAAUUCAUUCACAUGAAAUGUUUGGAACAUACACAAUAGAUGAUUCUGACUGUGUAAUAAACAAUGAUUACAAGGAACCUAAUACAGGUAAAAAUGAUUGUUUGAUAGGCAAUAACAACGUGAAUAUUGUGUUUGUAUCUAAAUCACAACGGACUCAGACUGAGACUUCGAAAAAUGUGAGCAUAGAGCCACUUAACUGGUGCGAAACAGUUUUAAACGAAAUUGAAACUGGAGACGCAGAAUUGCCUCCAAAAGAAAAUGAUCGAUUGAAUGACUCUCUAUACGAUAACUUUAUCAAUAAUGAUGACGGUAUUGAUGAAUGGGUUGCAAAUGAAGUUGGACAAAUCAUCCAAGACAAUGCUGUCGGCAAUGUAACCGAAGAUGUCUCACAUCACUUUGUAGGAAACAAUAAAGAAACACGCGUUAUAAAUAACGAAAUUAUAAUUGAGGAGCCUCCUCAUAUUAACAAUCAGAUUAAUUACGCUGAAAAAAAUGACUGUAAUUAUGAAAUUAAUCAUUUUAAUGUUAAAAACAGGCAUCGUUUUGUACCUAAAGGAGAUGCCUCUCGAAUAUUUUAUUACUAUGUAAUUUCAGGCAUGUCACAAAUCUUCGAACAUUGCCGAACUAAGGGCGCAUGCGACUACAAAUUGGAUGAAGAGUAUUAUGAAGAUGUAAGUGACUUAGUUAUAGUGGUUGCUCUUAAUACAGUUAGAGAUAAACCUUUAUUUACUGUAUUACAGAGUAUUUACAACAAUUUUGCAAAAGAUGUUCAAGUGAAUACAGAAAUAUAUGAACCUGUGGUACAGAAUGUUGAAGAUCAUGCUACAAAAAAUAUACACAAGUUUGAAAGUAAAGUGAAGAAAGAUAAUGCGUCUCUUAUUUUUGACGAGACAUCAUUGAAAGAUGCUAAGGUGCUAGGUCAAGUGGACUGUAAGUUCAUAGCAGCAAUAAUGAAAAAGCGAAGCUGUGAAACAAAGGAAACAGCAGAGUAUCUCAUAUUGUUUGAUCAACACGCAGUUCACGAGCGCAUAAGAUUGGAGAGAAACUUAGCAGAUUAUCUAAACGAAGACAAAUGGGCAACUGUCGCAGUAGAAAAUGUAGUUUUGAAGAUGUCCAAUAACCAGAUUCUUUAUCUACAUAACUAUAAAGAUAAGUUUGCACAGCUUGGUCUACAAUGGACUAUUAAUGAUAAAGAAGUUAACGUCCACUCUAUACCUGAGGCUAUUCUUGGAAAAAAUCCUAGAGAGGUUGAAAAAGUGAUAAAAGCUGUGAGAAACUUGAUCAUUGAGGAAAUCAACGUCAUGAAGAUGCAAAAAGGUUGUUUAUCGUUAUAUCCAAAAUCAAUAAUGGAUUUAGUUUUUAGUGAGGCUUGCAGAUAUGCAAUAAAAUUCGGUGAUCAACUUUCCAAGAAUGAAUGCAUCAAAUUGUUGCACGAUUUGUCCAAUUGUAAGACGCCAUUUCAAUGCGCCCAUGGAAGACCAGUUAUGGCAGUCAUAAUGGAUAGCAAAGCGGAGAAUCGUGAAUAUAAGAUUAACAUGUCGAAACUGAAGCAGUUUAAACGGGUGAAAUGA